Messenger RNA from Ramularia collo-cygni, 981 nucleotides. Its product is annotated as related to class III chitinase ChiA2. The transcript has 2 exons. Lineage: Eukaryota; Fungi; Ascomycota; Dothideomycetes; Mycosphaerellales; Mycosphaerellaceae. Gene Ontology annotation, cellular component: extracellular region. The coding region runs from base 1 to 981 and encodes 326 amino acids. Gene Ontology annotation, molecular function: chitinase activity. The record is from RefSeq and is a predicted model, not a curated record. Gene Ontology annotation, biological process: carbohydrate metabolic process.
AUGUCUUUCAAGAUUGCCCUGCUUGCGCUUGCUGCUCAAGGCUCUUUGGCCGAAAUCGUUGCAUACUGGGGCAAUGGAGGUGAAACUCCAGCGGAUGGCAACCUGGCAGACUGGUGUGCGGACAAUGAGCACAUUGAUAUUCUGAACCUGGCAUUCAUCACCAACUUCGGCCACAAUCACUCCCCAAAUGGCGACCUCGGCUACUGCCACAUCAAUGAAGACGGCUCUAGCAACAAUUGCGAGCAACUGGAGCAAGACAUCGGGACAUGCCAGUCCAUGGGCAAGAAGGUCUUCCUGAGUCUACCUGGUAGUUACGGUGACUUCGGAUUAAACAGCAACCAGGACGCCGAAGGAGUGGCGUAUUCGCUGUGGAACCAAUACGGAGCGCCGAACGCCGUCCAGGAUUUGAGCAAGAGGCCUCUUGGCAAUGUUCGAAUCGACGGGUGGGACAUUGACAUCGAGUCCAACCCUUACAAUGAGGAUGGUAACGGCUACCUCGGACACAUGCUCAAUACGUUGCGCAAGUCCUUCGAGGCCGACACUGCCAACAAGUACUACAUCGGUGGAGCUCCCCAGUGCUACCUGAACCAAGAACGCAACAUGGACAUCAACAUGGGCAACUCUAUCAACCAGGCCCAGUAUGACUACCUCUGGAUUCAGUUCUACAACAACGACUGCGCCGCUGCUUACGCCAAUGAUGGCUCCGACCGCUUCAACCUCGACAAGUGGCCCGGCGUCAUCGCCAAUGGUGCGUCCAAGAAUGCCAAACUUCUCGUCGGCAUUCCCGGCAACCAGCAAGAGGCUCCCGAGUUCAUCCCUGUCGAUAGCCUUCCGAACGUGUAUGAAGCUUCAAAGGGCGUCCAAAACUUUGAUGGAUUCAUGGUGUAUGAAGUCGGCGACACCAAGUCUGUUGAUUCUGUCAACGGAUGUGAUUAUUUUGCUCAGCUAUACUCCGUCUACACAACGGGCCACACCUGUUAG